AUGAACAUCUUCGUUUUUGGGGCAAGGCAUCGGAAUGUGAGCGCCAGCUUCUUGGGCUAUUUCUGCAUUUCUCUCGCUACUGUGGACUUUGCUCUCUUAUUUGUUAUUUCUGUCAUCCACUAUUUCCAGGAUUUCUCCAUUUUAGGAGUUCGAAUCACCAACUAUCACAUUUGUCUGUUUACUCAGAUUAUAUCUCACACAUAUGGUAUAUUGCACUUUCCGGUUUUCUUGGUAUCGGGGCUGGAUUACUACCUGACUAUUGUGAAGUCUAUAAAAAUGUCAUGGAUUUACCCUGGACUGCUGUAUUGUAUUUAUGUGCUGCUAUUAUGGACUACUACAGCCUUUGUCUAUGUUCUUCGCUCUCCCAUUGAUUCUCCAGCCGUGGACAGCUAUGAACCAGCAUACUUGUGCACAUUCUACAUCAGCAGACAAAGUUUCUACUUAUCGGCUGCCCUGGUUUUCACAGUUUUCCUGGUGCUUGUUGUGUGCUGCUGUGAAAUUGUCUCCUUCAUAAAAUCACUGAAGGUUAUUUCUUAUGCCAGUAACACCAUAGUAUUGUUUUCAUUCCCCUCUGGAGACCAGUGGCCCAUUCAGGGACGAAAACAUUUCUUGGCUUCCCUCUUGUUCUCAUUUUUGGGAACGUGGGGUCCCUUCAUUGUAUUGCAGGUCAUCAUAUUUGCAUUGUGUGCUCACAUCCCAGCAUACAUGGACAUGAACAUUCCUUGGCUGUAUUUUGUGAACAGUUUCCUAAUAGCAGUGUCUUUAGCAGUAAAGUAUCCCGAUCUACCAGGGACAGAGAACAUUUUCUCUCCAGACCCAUUCAUUGGCUGGAAAUAUUGUGCCCUGCCCUUCGUGGUUGCUGAACACAAAGACAUUUCUUUACUGAAUAAGCUGCCAUCUGCAGUUUUGAUUGUUUAA
Molecule: messenger RNA, 918 nt
Organism: Staurois parvus
Lineage: Eukaryota; Metazoa; Chordata; Amphibia; Anura; Ranidae
Source: the annotation of a GenBank genome assembly